Messenger RNA from Helobdella robusta, 1176 nucleotides. RefSeq lists its product as hypothetical. Gene Ontology annotation, cellular component: mitochondrion. Gene Ontology annotation, molecular function: pyruvate dehydrogenase (acetyl-transferring) kinase activity. Bases 1 to 1176 code for a protein of 391 amino acids. The transcript is spliced from 11 exons. NCBI's taxonomy places the organism in Eukaryota, Metazoa, Annelida, Clitellata, Rhynchobdellida, Glossiphoniidae. The record is from RefSeq and is a predicted model, not a curated record. Gene Ontology annotation, biological process: protein phosphorylation; regulation of glucose metabolic process.
AUGCUUUCCUCUUUCAAUAAGUUUUAUAGUAAAAUUUCACAAAAGUUUGUUGGAGCUCUCUGGUCAAAAGUACAUGUGUCACAAAACCACAUAUCUCCACAAGCAGAGAGGAUAAAAUAUGUCACCAGUUUUUAUUAUCAAAAUGCGAUCGAUUUAGCCACAACCAAGUCUCCAGUUAGACUAAUGCCAUUGACAAUGCUGUAUAGUGGAAAAAGUCCUGACAACAGUCACCUUGUUAAAAGUGCCCAAUACUUGCAAAGAGAAUUGCCAAUAAGAUUUGCGCAUCAGGUCUCAAGGUUUCGAAAGUUACCAUUCAUUGCUGGAGUUCAUCCACUCAUUCUUGAAGUGCAUGAUUUGUACAUCAGGAGUUUCCACAAUCUAAACAACUUCCCACCGGUUGAUUCUGAUUUUAAGGAUGAAUUAGCUUAUUGCGGUGUGUUGAAAACGUUCCUAGAGGAACACAAGAAUGAUGUGUCUUUGUUGACCAAAGGUCUCAAGGAUGUCAGAAAUUUUGUCAAGGAGAAAAAUGUGUUAGAAGAUUUUCUUGAGAAGGUACUCAAUUCAAGAAUAGCUACUGAACUUCUCUGCAAGCAUCAUAUAAUUCUGCAGAAAGAAAUACAUGGCAACAUCGGGAUUAUAACUCUAGGAUUUUCACCCAAAGCCGUGAUUGAAAAUAAAAUUAGGACCGUGAAGAAAUUAUGUGAGGAAAAGUUUGGAGUAUCAACAGAGUUUGAGAUAUCUGGUCACACUGAUGCUAAAUUCGCAUUCAUUACGCAACCUUUCGGAAAUAUAAUGCAGGAGAUUCUUUUCAAUGCUGCCAAAGCCACCAUAGAGGCAAACCCUUUACAGCCGCCAUUCAAAAUGCCUAAAGUCGAAAUAAUAAUUGCUAACAAUGAAUUGGAUUUCAUUAUUAAAGUGAGUGACCGAGGAGUUGGCAUCGAUCACAAUAAACUUGAGUUCGUUUGUGAUUUCGAUCUGUCAAAACAUGAAAACAACUUUUCAGAUGAGCAUGAUGGCUACCUUGCUGAUGAAGUGGAGUUUGGUUUGCCAGUGUGCAGAACGUAUGCACGAUGUUUGGGUGGAAACAUUGAAGUUGAUUCUAUGGUUGGUUACGGUACUGAUGUCUAUUUGAGACUGGGACACAUUGAUGGAAAAGGAGAGAGUUUUAGAAUAUAA